Molecule: messenger RNA, 2477 nt
Organism: Drosophila mauritiana
Lineage: Eukaryota; Metazoa; Arthropoda; Insecta; Diptera; Drosophilidae
Product: sodium-dependent nutrient amino acid transporter 1
Exons: 6
Coding region: 337-2325 (662 amino acids)
Biological process (GO): sodium ion transmembrane transport
Cellular component (GO): membrane
Molecular function (GO): L-amino acid transmembrane transporter activity
Source: RefSeq, a predicted model, not a curated record
GAGUCUUGUGUCCCAGGAAAGGAAAGACAGCAGACGGCCAAAUAGAAGAGGGGAAUAAACAAACCUAGAUAAACACAAGUUCGAAAGGGAAAUGUUGAUGGAACGGUUCUCGAUCGGUGAAUUUGGGUUGCUGUGAUUUUAUUUCGCGUGAAACAGUUGAAAAUUACAAAGAUUCAACCAAACUUGAUUGCUUGUUUUUAAAGUGUGCGUUUUUUUGUAUUCGUUGUUUGCGAGUUCAGAAAGUGUGUCUUGUGUCCAUGGUGCCGGUUGAUAAUAUUCUGCAAAAUCACAUCUACCUCAUCCACGUCAAGAAAUACUUAAAAGCAACGCAUUACGAUGAAAGAUUUGAAAACGGAGAUCCUAGUGAGCGGCGGUCUGCCGAAACUGGAGACCAGCAGGUGUGCCGGCAGUGGCGAGGCGCUGCUAAAGCCAUCCUUGCUGCCCAUGGCAUUGGAAUCGUCUGAGCUCGCUCCGGAUCGGAAGCCCCGCGACAACUGGGGCAGUUCGCUGGAGUUCCUGAUGUCCUGCAUCGCCCUGAGCGUGGGAUUAGGCAACGUGUGGCGGUUUCCAUUCACGGCCCUGGAAAACGGCGGAGGGGCAUUCCUAAUUCCGUACCUCGUCGUCCUGUUUGUGGUGGGAAAGCCGAUUUACUACAUGGAGAUGCUGCUGGGACAGUUCUCCAGUCGCGGCAUCGUGCAGGUCUUUGACUUUGCGCCCCUCAUGAGAGGUGUGGGCUAUGCUCAGCUGUUGGCCCUAGGUGUUUUGGCCACGUAUUAUGCCUCGGUGAUGGCCUUAACUCUGCGAUACUUUUUCGAUUCCUUCGCAUCGGAGUUGCCCUGGAGCUUCUGUCGCGAGGAGUGGGGUGACGGGUGCGUCAGUGCAUCUGGGGAGCAGCCCCUUCAGGGCCAACUGUCGCGUAACUUCAGCUCCUCCACGCAACUCUACUUGCAACGCAUCGUGCUGAACGAAACGGAUUCCCUGGAGGAGGGCAUCGGAUAUCCCAGUGGUAGUUUGGCCUUAAUGCUGGGCAUUUCCUGGCUAACCGUAACACUAAUUAUCAUUCGGGGAGUGAAGAGUUCAGGAAAGGCAGCCUACGUCCUGGCCCUCUUUCCGUACAUUGUAAUGUUUAUCCUCCUCGUGAGAGCACUCACUUUACCAGGAGCCUACGACGGAGUAAUGUACUUUCUGACUCCCCAGUGGGAGAAACUUUUGGAGCCGCAGGUGUGGUACAACGCCGUUACCCAGGUGUUCUUCUCCCUGGCCGUCUGCUUCGGUGUGAUCAUCAUGUACUCCUCGUACAACCGUUUUGGUCACAAUGUUUACCGGGAUGCCAAUAUAGUAACCACCCUGGACACAUUCACCUCACUGCUCUCGGGUGUGAUUAUCUUUGGAAUCCUGGGAAACCUGGCGCACGAAUCGGGCACCAAGGACAUUGCCAGUGUGGUUAAGGCAGGUCCUGGAUUGGCCUUCAUCUCCUAUCCGGAUGCCAUUGCCAAGUUCAAAAUGUUUCCUCAAGUGUUUUCGCUGCUCUUCUUCGCCAUGCUCUUCAUGCUGGGCGUUGGUAGCAAUGUGGGCAUGGUCAGCUGCAUUAUGACCGUGCUCAAAGAUCAGUUCGCGCACGUCAAGCUGUGGAUUAUAGUGGUCAGCCUUUCGGUGAUAGGAUUUCUGGUGGGACUGAUUUACAUCACUCCCGGGGGUCAACAUAUCAUCACGCUUAUGGACUUUCACGGCGUCACCUUUGUCUCCCUGGUCUCGGCCAUCUUCGAGCUCAUCGCCGUGGGCUGGAUCUACGGCACUAAACGUCUUUGCCAAGAUGCUGAAUAUACAGAGGUGGUCAAAAGUAUUUACACAACGAGCUUUUUUUUCAAUUGUCAACUAAUUGAAAAAAAAGCUCGUUGUGUAAAUACUUUUGACCACCUCUGUAUGCUAAACAUCAAGACUUCAAAUUACUAUCGGAUCUGCUGGUCCAUUGUUACUCCUUUGGUUAUGUUAGUCAUCCUGGUGUACAGCUUGCUCACCAUGCGUCCACUCAGCUAUAAUGGUCAGGAGUUUCCAUUGGUAUAUAGAGUUGUUGGUUGGUGUGUUUCGGGCUGUAUUAUUGGCCAGCUGUUCUACUGGGCAUUUUAUGCGAACUUCAAGCAGCCAAAAGGAUCUUUGAAGAGCCGCAUUAACAAUUCCAUUAAGCCGCAUUCCGAUUGGGGGCCUUCGGAUCCUAAAAAGCUAAUGGAUUACCAAAUGUUUUUGCGAAACAAGGAUGAGGAAAAUGCCAAAAAUGUUAAUCGCCGUUGUGUUUGCUACACAGCUGGAGAUCGCAUUUUCGGUUAAACCAAAAUGGUAUAAACUUACUUUUAUUUUAUUUUUAUGUCGCCUUAAAAGCUUUGCUUGUUUCUUAUUUAAUACUGCUCAGAAAAUUGCUUGGCACAUGUUUAGUUGUACUUAAUAUAUUUUAUAUACACUUUCCUAUUUUCAUUUAUACG